CAGAGAUUGAGGGCACUUCUAGGACCGGAACACGCCCUGAGUGGCGGGUGAGAUGACACGCCCCCGCUGGAUUUCCUGGGCCAGCCUCUCUCUCUGGUGGCUUCUAUUGGCAUAUGUUUCCAGACAGACCGUGCGAGGGGGUGGUCAGACAGAGGAGUGUGGUGGGCGAGACUGCAGCGUGUGCCCUUGUUUGGCAGCCAAAGGAGCCAGGGGAUCACCUGGUGCUCAAGGGAUACCAGGUCCUCCGGGGCCUACAGGUUUUCCAGGCCAGCAGGGUCCUAAAGGAGAUAAAGGAUUCCGUGGAUAUGAAGGAUUUCCUGGAGAGUUUGGACGAAAAGGGGAUGCUGGUUUGCAAGGAAGAAGUGGCUUUCCUGGACUAAAUGGGGUCCCUGGCCAUCCUGGACCACCUGGUCUUCCAGGUCUUCCAGGAUUAGAUGGCUGCAAAGGAAUGCAGGGUGACCCAGGACCCAGCGGCCUUUGCGGAGAAAUUGGCAGAUGUGGACUUCCGGGUUCUAAAGGAAUGAAAGGACCCAAAGGAGACUCUGCACACAAAUACUCUUGCUAUCCUGGUCCUCCUGGUUGUACUGGAAAACCUGGUGUGCCUGGACCACCUGGUUUAGAUGGUAACCCUGGUUUUAAAGGUCUUCCAGGAGACCAAGGGAAGUCCUUACCUGGUGAGAAAGGAGACGAGGGAUUCUCAGGGGACCAAGGCCCUCCAGGACCUUAUGAAAUAGUUGAGCCCCCAGAAGAGUAUUACCCUAAAGGAGAAAAGGGGAGCAAAGGACAAAAAGGACAAUGUGGACCUGAUGGCAUUAAAGGAACUGACAGACCUCCUGGAGAGAUGGGAGAGAAAGGCAUCAAGGGGCUUCCAGGAAUUAGAGGACCUAAUGGCAGUCCUGGAAGUACUGGCAGACGAGGAACUCAGGGAGAACCUGGUAGCCUUGGCCUCCCUGGUCUUAUUGGCAACCAAGGGAUAAAGGGACUCUCAGGUGAUCCUGGUCCUCAAGGCGUGACGACUUAUCUUUACUCUAAUGUUACAGGAUCUGAUGGAGAUCCAGGACCUGUUGGGCUCAGUGGUCCCAAAGGAAACAUGGGCGAAAUGGGCAUGCCUGGCCUGCCUGGACCCCCUGGAAUAUAUGUACCAGCUUCCUUGGGCUUUAAAGGGUUAAUGGGUUUUACAGGGCCCAAAGGUCAAAAAGGAGAGCGUGGACAGAGAGUAGGGAGCAUCAUAACCCUCGGGGAGCCUGGAAAAGAUGGACUCCGGGGGCCAAAGGGAGUUCAAGGACACAGUGGCAUCCCUGGCACCAAAUGCAUCCCUGGUCCCAAAGGAGAUCGUGGAGAAAAAGGAGACAGGGGUCUGCCUGGGCUGAUAGGUGAUAAAGGCAGAAAAGGUUACAGCGGUUUGUGUGCAUGUGAGCCCAGCCCUAUGGUUGGCCCUCCAGGUCACCGAGGUGACCCUGGUGAUCCUGGUUACCCAGGAGUGCGGGGGCCUCCUGGUACACAAGGUGAACAUGGUCUCUCUGGAGACAUGGGACUGGAAGGAUUACAUGGUUUUCAAGGGGUUCAAGGUAUCAGAGGCAGCAAAGGAGAAAAAGGAGACUUAUAUAAAAUGGACAUCAAGGGUUGCAAGGGAGAUGCUGGACCAGAAGGCAAUCCUGGUGUGCUUGGAUUGAUUGGCAAGGGAGGGGAGGAUGGAAGGCCUGGUCCUCCUGGAGAUACUGGUCCAGAGGGUGACAGUUAUCCUGGUCCACCUGGUGAUAGAGGGUUUCCAGGUAGUCUUGGUUUUAAGGGCUGCAAAGGUGCAUCUGGAUCACAGGGUCCAGGAGUACCUGGACCAUUAGGUCAACGCGGGGAAAUAGGAGACCCAGGACCCCCAGGACGGCCAGGAAGUUGUGGGCUCAGAGGGCUUAAAGGUGAUAGGCCACCCUAUAGACCUAGCAAACCCGGAGACCCUGGACCUAAGGGAGAGAUUGGUGACAAAGGUUUUCCAGGGCAGAGUGGUUUUCCAGGCUCCCAGGGGCUUGGAGGACCAACCGGACCCAAGGGAGAGAGAGGCAACCUGGGUGACCCAGGCCCUGAUGGCCUCACAGGAGCACCUGGUUAUGUGGGAAACCCAGGAGACACUGGACCCGAUGGCUAUAGUUGUGAUGGAGAGGCUGGGACACCCGGCAGCCGUGGACCUGCAGGGUUAAAGGGACCCACUGGAGACUCAUUUCCAGGAGCCCAAGGGCCAAGGGGUCCCAUUGGACUUAACGGACGUACAGGGCCUAAAGGGAUCUGUGGACCCCCAGGGCCAACAGGUAGUGAAGGCACUGCUGGGGAGCCUGGAGUUAAAGGUAGGAAAGGAGAGCUUGGACCAAUUGGGCAACCAGGGAAAACAGGGUUCUGUGGGCCAUCUCCAGUACAGUGUGAUUGUGGGUUACAAGGCCCCUUAGGGGACGCAGGACCCCCCGGAAACUUAGGAUACCCAGGUUACCGUGGUGAAAAAGGAUUUUUUGGUCUGCCUGGCCCUGAAGGGGUGGGACCCAAAGGUGUUACCGGAAAGGUUGGACCCCCUGGUUUUAAGGGAUCCAUUGGUUUUAAGGGCUCCCCAGGGCCAGUUGGUGACGAUGGAAUUUCUGCUCCUAACGGACAGAAGGGUUUGCCUGGGCUACCUGGUAGGGAUGGUCCACCUGGUGGUUCAGGUGAGAGUGGAAAUCCAGGACUUCUUGGCUUAAAAGGAGAGAAAGGGCUUGAUGGGAGGACAGGUUUGCAAGGAGAACAUGGCUCCAAAGGAGAGAAAGGCAAGCCUGGAAAUUCUGGCAUACCAGGACCAACUGAAAUGGUACAAAUAAAGGGGAAAAGAGGCCAAGUGGGGUCCCCGGGACAGAUUGGCUUCCCUGGACCCAGAGGUGAUAAAGGUACAAAGGGUAUUCAGGGUUUACGGGGGUACUCAGGGGAAGAUGGACCUCCAGGGUUUGAGAAUGGCCCUCCGGGGCCGCCAGGUGCCCGUGGAAAACCAGGUGUUCCUGGAGUCCCUGGGUCACGAGGGCCAAGCGGCGUCACUGGAUUCCCCGGAACAGCUGGAGAUCCAGGUGACCCAGGGUUGAAAGGGAAAGAUGGAACACCUGGCAUCUAUGGAUUCAAUGGACCUAAAGGUGAUAAAGGAUAUUGUAUAGACAUACCUGGAGCUCCAGGUCAGAGAGGCCUACGUGGAGAUAAUGGAAACUCAGCUCCUAUUGGGGAAGAGGGAGAUCCAGGGGACGUGGGACCCCCUGGGCCUUGUGGAAAGUCUGGCACACCAGGACCUGCUGGAAAUCAGGGCCAUCCUGGAUGUCCAGGUGUAGCUGGGCCUCCAGGUCCCUCUGGAAAGUAUGGUCCAGAAGGCCCAUGUGGUCCUCCUGGAGUCAUUGGACCUAAGGGAACCCCAGGCAGCAAGGGCCUUCCAGGUCCUCCUGGGCCACUGGGGCUGGAUGGAUUGGAUGGGCUGAAGGGUGUCAAGGGCAAUAUAGGGUCACUGGGAAUGGGUAUACCUGGUAAUGUAGGGCCUCUGGGUCUACCAGGCGAAAAGGGAUGCUCCGGAGAAACUGGCCCUCCGGGUCAAGUCCAGCAAGGGGUCCCUGGUCCGAGAGGCCAGACUGGGUGCCGAGGGGAGCCUGGUGAUUGUGGUCCUUCUGGAUGCCCUGGUGAAGACUGUAAGGACCCUAAUCCAGGACAGUGUGGUGAAGCUGGCUAUCCUGGUCAGGAUGGCCCACCAGGACCUAUGGGGGCUAGGGGACCUCCAGGCCAGCCCAUUCCUGUAUGUGGGGAUGUCGGUGAGCCUGGAGCACAAGGUAUUCCUGGAUGUAAAGGUGAAAGUGGGCUUUGUGGCGCCCAGGGACUCCCAGGGAUUGAAGGCUUGAAAGGACUGAAAGGUGAGAAAGGAGACAUGGGGUUUUUGGGGGACCCUGGACCCUGUGGUCCCCCGGGAACAUGUGGUUUUCCUGGGCCCAAGGGACCCAAGGGACUGCCAGGAGAUCAAGGUCCUUGCGGAGAACCUGGGAAUGUAAUUCAUAAAAAAGCAUGCCCUCUCCCAGGUCCGUGUGGACCUCCUGGUCCAUGUGGUCCACCUGGCUGCCCAGGCCCUGCAGGACCACAGGGUGGAGAAGGCCGAAAAGGGCAAAAAGGUGAAGAUGGAGAUUAUGGAUUGCAUGGCCUGGCUGGAGCACCAGGAUCAGAUGGUGCUCAAGGAAAGUCAGGCGAAAAGGGCGAGAGAGGACAGCCAGGCAAUGACGGUGAGCCGGGCCCUGUUGGAGACCGUGGUCUUGAUGGCAUCACUGACAUGUGCAAAUCUGGCUUCCUGAUAGUCGUUCACAGCCAGUCACCAUAUGUGCCUCAGUGCCCUUUAAACUUGCCCAUGCUCUGGGAGGGAUACAGCUUACUGUACCUAGAGGGACAGGAGAAAGCACACACACAGGACCUGGGUCAGGCGGGCUCAUGUGUGCGUGUCUUUAGCACUAUGCCUUUCUUCUACUCAAACCGGGGAAGCUGCAACUACGCCAGUCGCAACGACAAAUCCUAUUGGCUCUCCACCACUGAGGCAUUACCCUCAAUGUCUGUGAAAGGGCCGCAGAUCCAGCGGCACAUCAGCAGGUGCGUGGUGUGUGAGGCUCCUUCACCAGCCAUCGCCAUUCACAGUCAGAGAAGCGACGCACCUCAGUGCCCUCCGAACUGGACUACUCUGUGGAUGGGAUAUUCAUUCCUUAUGCAUACAGGGUCUGGAGAUGAGGGUGGCGGCCAAUCUCUGACAUCAGCAGGAAGCUGUCUGGAAAGUUUCCUCACGCAUCCAUUCGUGGAGUGCCAGGGCCUGCAUGGCACUUGCCAGUUUUUCAGCAACAUUUAUAGCUUUUGGCUUACUCAAGUGGGCGAUCAGGGCUUUAGCCCCAUUCCCAAGAAGAUUGCCCUUAAAGAUGCAUCUGAUCAACGCAACAGUGCUAGCCGAUGCAGCGUCUGCAUGAGGUUUCCCCGUGGCAAUUACUAAGCACAGACUGCUUCCAAGUUCCCUUUGUAACUAUGCAGAGGAUGUGCUUUUGGUUGGUCACCUGAGUGGGAGUCAUGCUAACUAUGCAGGUCACUUUCUCUCAGUCAAAAAGUAAAAACAAUAAAAGGAA
Molecule: messenger RNA, 5129 nt
Organism: Colossoma macropomum (tambaqui)
Lineage: Eukaryota; Metazoa; Chordata; Actinopteri; Characiformes; Serrasalmidae
Gene: col4a4
Product: collagen, type IV, alpha 4
Exons: 45
Coding region: 53-4999 (1648 amino acids)
Cellular component (GO): collagen trimer
Molecular function (GO): extracellular matrix structural constituent
Source: RefSeq, a predicted model, not a curated record